Molecule: messenger RNA, 1338 nt
Organism: Eruca vesicaria subsp. sativa (arugula)
Lineage: Eukaryota; Viridiplantae; Streptophyta; Magnoliopsida; Brassicales; Brassicaceae
Source: the annotation of a GenBank genome assembly
UCUCAUUCCUCCUCUUUCUCUCUCUCUUUCUCUCAUUCUUGAAAAUUUCAUAAAGAAAAGUGUUUUUUUGUGUGUGUCUGCCACUAAUCCCAUUAAUGGCACAACUUCCUCCAAAGAUCCCAACCAUGACGACUACGACGCCGCAUUGGCCUGACUUUUCCUCCCAAAAACUACCUUCCAUCGCCGCAACCGCCGCAGCCACCGCGGGACAACAAAACCCUUCAUGGAUGGACGAGUUUCUCGACUUCUCAUCGACUCGCCGUGGGACACACCGUCGCUCAAUAAGCGACUCCAUCGCGUUCCUAGAAACUCCUUCCUCCGGCGUAGGAAGCCAUCACUUCGACAGGUUCGACGAUGAGCAGUUCAUGUCCAUGUUCAACGAUGACGUACACCAAAACCACAACAAUGCGGGUCCCACGCGUUCUUCUUCCAACACCUCCACGCCGUCCAGCGACGAUGACAUUAACAAAGAACCACCACCGUCCGAUCAUAAUCACAUGGACACCACACCCGUUUCCAACAACGUCGGCGGUAACAUUAAUAACAAUGAAACAGACGAGGUUCAAAGCCAAUGCAAGACGGAGCCGCAAGAUGGUCCGUCGGAAAAUCAGGACUCCGGUGGUAGCUCCGGGAACCGUAUUCACGACCCCAAAAGGGUAAAAAGAAUUUUAGCAAAUAGGCAAUCAGCACAGAGAUCAAGGGUGAGGAAACUGCAAUACAUAUCAGAGCUUGAACGGAGCGUUACUUCAUUGCAGACGGAAGUGUCAGUGUUAUCGCCAAGAGUUGCGUUUUUGGAUCACCAGCGAUUGCUUCUCAACGUCGACAAUAGCGCUAUCAAGCAACGAAUCGCCGCUUUAGCACAAGACAAGAUUUUCAAAGACGGUAACUUUACUAUUUCUCACCAAGAAGCAUUGAAGAGAGAAAUAGAGAGACUUCGUCAAGUAUAUCAUCAACAGAGUCUCAAGAAGAUGGAGAAUAAUGUAUCCGACCAAUCGCCGGCCGAUACCAAACCGUCCGUUGAGAAAGAGCAGCUCCUUAAUGCCUAAAGCUGUUUCAUUCAUUAAGAUCUUAUCUCUUUAUGGUGAAAUAAUUCUUGACUAUAAAACCUCUUUUGUGUCAAGCAAUUAUUUUAUCAAAUAAGAAGACCUUUUUAUUUAAUCCAGUCACAUUUUUUUAUGUUGUGAUGAAUUUGCUUUGAUGUUUCUGAUUUUUUUUUAUGGAUUGAGAGGGGAAAUUGGGAAUGAUAUGUACAAAGAAAUUAGCUGAUUUGUUGUUUAUUCAGUAUAUUUUGUUGGAGUGUCUAAUUAAGCAUUGUGUCUAAUUAACUGAAAUUGUUUG